AUGCCUCCACCAAAAGCAGCAAAGGGUGAAUACAUCGAGACCGACACAGGAAACAAAAUCUCCCGCCGAUCUCAAAUCCACGGCACACAACACAUCAUCCUUGGUGGCAAAACGGUAAUCCAAGCCGAAGCUGUAAUCCGCGGCGACCUGUUCCGCACCGCAACACUCCCCCCAUCCACCACCGAUGCAAACAACCCUGCUGCACCAGCAGCCCCAAACCCCAGCACGCCUAGCGUUGCGAUAACAGUCGGACGAUACAGCUACAUCUCCAAAAGUGCGAUCCUGCGUCCUCCGAGCCGACUACACCGUGGCAUUCACUCGUUCUACCCGCUCAAGAUUGGCGACCAUGUUUUUGUCGGCGAGGGCGCUGUUGUUGAGGCGGCGUCGCUGGGGAAUCAUGUUCAUGUUGGGAAGGGCGCUGCGAUAGGCAGUAUGGCUAUUAUUAAGGACUAUGCCUAUGUGCUUGAUGGCGCGGUUGUCCCGCCUGGUAUGGUGGUGCCGAGUUGGUGUAUUGUUGGUGGGAGGCCGGCGAGGAUUGUCGGGGAGGUUGGGGAGGGUUACGGUGUUGAGGGGGCCGAGGGGGGUAUGGCUAGGGAGAGGUAUCGGGUUGUUGGAAGGCCCUGA
Messenger RNA from Penicillium expansum, 624 nucleotides. RefSeq names its product dynactin subunit 5. NCBI's taxonomy places the organism in Eukaryota, Fungi, Ascomycota, Eurotiomycetes, Eurotiales, Aspergillaceae. Bases 1 to 624 code for a protein of 207 amino acids. The transcript has 2 exons. The record is from RefSeq and is a predicted model, not a curated record.